This is a messenger RNA of Betta splendens (Siamese fighting fish), 2876 nucleotides long. It is a transcript of the gene tut1, whose product is annotated as terminal uridylyl transferase 1, U6 snRNA-specific. Gene Ontology annotation, cellular component: mitochondrion. The coding region runs from base 171 to 2567 and encodes 798 amino acids. The transcript is spliced from 10 exons. The record is from RefSeq and is a predicted model, not a curated record. Lineage: Eukaryota; Metazoa; Chordata; Actinopteri; Anabantiformes; Osphronemidae. Gene Ontology annotation, molecular function: poly(A) RNA polymerase activity; RNA binding; zinc ion binding.
CUCUCCUUUCGAACAUGGCAACGACCCGGACGGGGUUCUGUGAAGGACUGCGAACAAACGCAGAGCUGACGCUGGAGGGAGAUUUGAGAAGCGCGUGGAGCAGACGGCCUCAACCUUCACCAGCGACAAGGGGCGCUUACAUAAGUUCCCGCUAAGUGCUAGCUGUCAUAAUGGAAGGUAGCAGCGACAUAAAAACGACCUCCAAGGGUUUUCACUGCGCGCUCUGCAACGUGAACUUACCCAACAUGCCGAGCCUCGAGCAGCACGUGAAAGGCAGAAAGCACACAACGCUGUCCUCUGUGCGGGCCACCAGGAAGACCCAGGAGGAGCACAGCGUGUUCGUCAGCGGCAUCAAGCCCAGCAUCACUCAGACCGACAUCGCCGAAUACUUCGAGCAGUUUGGCCCAGUAACAGAAGUUAUCAUGGAUAAGGACAAGGGCGUGUACGCCAUCGUGCAGUUUGGUGAGACGGAGAGCAUACAGGCAGCCCUGGCCUGCGUGGAGCAUCAGAUGAAGGGCCUGAAGCUGCGCGUCAAACCGCGGGAGAAAAGAGAAUUUAAGCUUAUUCCCAAAAACAAGAAUGACCCCAAGAACCUCCAACAAGUCCUGGACCGCCUCAAACCUGAGCUGUGUCAGCUGGCAUCUGUGGAUGCGCAGAUGCAAUAUGUUGUUGAGCGGUUUCAGUUGGGAGAAAAUGAAAAGAAGGCCAGAGGCUUGCUGGUGAAUCUCCUGCAAGAGGUGUUCAUCGAGUUUUUUCCAGACAGCCAGGUUCUGCCCUUUGGUUCAUCUGUCAACAUGUUUGGAUUCCACUCCUGCGACUUGGACCUAUUUUUAGACUUAGAAAACACUAAGGUGUUUCAGGCCCGAGCUAAGUCCACCUCAGAACAGGCAAUGGAGGGCGUUUCAGACGACGGCCACUCUGAGGACUCCAUCCUCUCUGAUAUUGACCUCACCACCGCCACGCCGGCUGAGGUCCUGGACCUUGUGGCAGCAAUCCUGAAACGCUGUGUCCCUAGCGUGCACAAAGUUAAUGUAGUGAGCAGUGCUCGACUUCCCGUAGUCAAGUUUCACCACAAGGAGCUUAACCUGCAGGGGGACAUCACUAUUAACAACAGGCUUGCGGUAAGGAACACCCGCUUCCUCCAACUGUGUUCUGGGAUGGAGGAAAGGCUAAGACCUCUGGUGUACACGAUUCGCUACUGGGCCAAGCAGAAACAGUUAGCUGGAAAUCCUAGUGGUGCUGGUCCCCUUCUCAACAACUAUGCUCUGACCCUGCUGAUCAUCUUCUUUCUUCAAAACUGUGAUCCUCCUGUCCUCCCGACAGUGGACCAACUCAAAGACAUGGCCUGCGAAGAGGAACAUUGUGUAAUUGAGGGCUGGAAUUGCACCUUCCCCAGUCAACCUAUUGCUGUGCCCCCAAGCAAGAAUACACAGGACCUCUGCUCCCUGCUCUCUGGCUUCUUCUCCUUUUAUGCCAAGUUUGAUUUUGCUAGCAGUGUCAUAUCUGUUAGAGAAGGCCGAGCACUCCCAAUCACUCAUUUCCUCAGCAUUAACAAGGAGGGGGUAGAGACAGAAAAGGAGCAGCCAACCAAAGUCCCUCCCUCUGCUCCCAAACUGGGGCCCUUGAAUCUCUUGGACCCGUUUGAGCUUUCCCACAAUGUGGCUGGAAACCUCAACGAACGCUCGCAACGCAGCUUCCAGAGGGAGUGCCAGGAGGGGGAGAAGUACUGCCGCAGCCUUCAGUAUCAGCACAAAUCCGCCAAAGGAAAGUCGUGGGGGCUGGUGCGCUUGUUCACCCCCCACGGGGAUGUUCCACUCGCCAAAACAGAGCAGCUGGUCAUCACCAUUCCCUUCAAAUCAGCGUCACUGUCUGAAGGGCUCUGUGACCACCUGCGUGUGGUGGGAGACGGGUUCCGGCUGGUGUGGUUUGAGAAGGUUCGCUCUGCCGUGGAGGAAGUUCUCCGAAACGUCCUCAGGUGUCAGGUGUCCUCCACAGACGCCGUCUUCGGCGAGGGUUCAGCUGUGGAUGCUGCGGAGGAAAUGGAAACCGCAUCAGCUUCCCUCAACACGUCAGCAAAUGACAGUUGUGACAGUAUUGAAUGUAAAAGUGAAGCCAGCCCUGUCAGUACAGUGGUGGUCGGUGCCAAGAGACCGCUGUCUUCUGGAAGCGAUGCCUCUGUGUCGCCCCAAGGCAAAAGGCCGAGACUGCCAAGAAGGGGCAAGCUUGAUUUCCCCCACUGGCUCUGUGUGCAGAGGCACAUCGUGUGGGCUGGCAGGAGGAAAGUAAGAAGGGAGCUGAUCAAAGAUGCAGACUCGAGUCCAGAGGGCAGCUGUGCAGAGAUGGAGUCCCAGGUCACAGCUCGCAUCAUUGAAAAAGAGCCAGAGCUGAAAGAGGCCCUGGAGUUCAAAGUUGUGCCGCAGAUGAUGGGCGGGACAGAAAACACCAGGGCGGUGCUGAAGUUGGAGCUGGUUAGCGACAAGACGGGAGUUUUUCAUGACUUCUUUCAUUUCCUGGAAGCGUUUGUACCGAGGAUGGUGGAGACAGUCCUGAAGAAAGACGGUCUGUAAUUUGAAUGAACUCUUGGGACUGAGAGCAUUCCUAUACUUUGACCAGCAACCCGUAUAAUACUGUAAAUAUGAGAUUUGUCUAGAUGUUAAGUUUUUGUGUUUUUUGGAUAUUUGUACGUUAACAUUUCAUUGUGAGGCUUAAGACUUUGAUUAAGCCUAGUUUUAUGUUUGAGGUCUGGUUUAGUUUUAGUAGUUUUGUUUUGAACUGUGUCUCUUGAUGCUUUGAAGGGAAACACAGCGCUUGAUCAUCUUCAAGUGAAUAAAAUUCUUUGCAGAGCAGUUCUGUUCUGUAUAAGCAGUUGUCAUUAA